Misgurnus anguillicaudatus (oriental weatherfish) is the source of this 2593-nucleotide messenger RNA. It is a transcript of the gene edn3b, whose product is annotated as endothelin 3b. Gene Ontology annotation, cellular component: extracellular region. Gene Ontology annotation, biological process: regulation of vasoconstriction; intracellular calcium ion homeostasis; regulation of systemic arterial blood pressure by endothelin. NCBI's taxonomy places the organism in Eukaryota, Metazoa, Chordata, Actinopteri, Cypriniformes, Cobitidae. Gene Ontology annotation, molecular function: endothelin B receptor binding; hormone activity. The record is from RefSeq and is a predicted model, not a curated record.
AUGUAUUUCGCUGAGAUGGAGGUGGAGAUGGAGCUGAGAAUUGCCCUCUUGUAUGAAAUGGAAAUAUAUUUUUAUUUUUUAAACUAAAAAAGACUUUUUUUUCAAGAAAUAACUAUUGGAUUUUGGUUUAAUAAAGACCAUGGCAAGAAGGAUUAGCGAUGCUAUUUUGAUAAUUAUGAGUUUGCUAAACAUUUUAACUCAAGGUGCACCACUGAGAGAAGGCCGGGAAGCUGCAGACUUCACUUCACAGUCUUUACUUCAACAAUCAGAAGCAUCAAACUCUCGCCUGAGAGCCAAACGCUGCACCUGCUACUCUUUUAAAGACACUGAGUGUGUGUAUUACUGUCACAUGGGCAUUAUCUGGAUCAACACACCACAACGUCCAGUUCCUUAUGGCAUGUCAAGUUACCACAGCCCUCAGCGAUUGAAGCGCUCCAGUGGGACAACCGGUUUGGCGAUUCAUCAAGUGUCAAGUCUUCUUUGAUGCAAAGCACAUGGAUCAUAACAGUGUACAUAACAAGAGGAAGAUUCCUUCACAUCAUCUUCACACCUUAUUUAAGAUCAAGACUCAUGAUCAACACAGGUUUUGGAUUUGGAAUAAGACCACCCGACAUUCCUCAGCAUGAAACAACCAAAACUCAUCUGGUUCACGGAAUGAAGUGAAUUCUUUAGAAACUCUUUGCAGGUUUCAGAAGCAUCUGUCUGUGUGUGACCAGCCUCGGGUUAUAAGGGCUAUGGACCUACAGCUGUUUCACUGUCUGCAAGUAUACAUUUGAUCUCCUUGAAUUCUGAGAAGUUUAUAAAAUACGCUAUGCAUUGAUCUUCCCUUUUGUGGGCAGAUUUUCAAAGAGGGAUUACUGGACAAAGAUGGAGAUUAAGUGGCUCUUGAAUUUGUGCUUGUACUAAGGCUUUCCACUUUGUCUGAUUUCAGAUGUCAAAAAUUUUUACAUUAAGAAUACAUUUUCAUUAUGAAAGAACUGCUUAAGUGAUCUAGAGGAAAUUGCUACUAUAGAUUUUCUGUUUAAACAUCUACAUUUUUACCCACUCAAUAAAAAUGUUUCCCCAUUCCAAGUUAAGACAUUUUAUACUCUUCAGAUGGCAAAUACUGUAAUGUUAUUGUUCUCGAUCAGUAUGAAAUACUAAGUCAGUAUAAAAUAACCUGAAUGUCUGAAUACUAAGCUGCACUAAGACACCAUAUUAAACUAUUUUUAGGGUUUUCACACUGUCAGAAAAAUUGUCAAAAAAUUGUCCCAAGCUUUCACUGGGGAAAAUGUAUUGCUGAAACACGUUACAAGGACUGUGAACUGUGUACUGAAUAUUGGAGUUACACCGUUAAACAGUUUAUCCACAUUUCUGUGUUCAGGAUUAUUUGGGCGGGGCUAAAACGGCGACUCAAUGACCACGUUUACAUGCACACCAAUAAUGCGAUUAUAAUGGGAUUUUGUCAAUACUGCGAUUAUACUUUACCUCAUGUAAAAGCAAUAAUUCGAUAAAAAAUAAUGCGAUUAAGCUCAUAAUCGCAGUAAUCGCAUUAAAAGAGGUGGCGUACGCCGUUUAUAAUCGCAGUAUGCGUCCAUGUAAACACUUUAAUCGCAUUUAUACCGCACUAAUUAAGUGCACGUGUGUUUUAGUCACGCACCUUAACCACAAAUUCGUUUUAAACUUGACAUUAGGAAGUUUUACGUGAACUCUGCCAACACGACUCGCUGUCAGCAGUCUGUCUUCAUUCAGAAAUAGCUCAAAUAACACGACAUUAGUGUAUUAAACCAUUAAGGGACAUUAUAACAAUAAUUAUAACGAUAAAUAUAUUAGUGACCACAUCAUGAUAACUUCAUGCUAAUUCGCUCAACCCGCACGGCAUUACUUAUUGGAUAUUUCUUGUAAUAAAAACUUUUUUGCAAUUGUUUACAUGUCACUGAAUAGAGCUGUUCUUGUUGCAUUUACACAGCGGGAAACCAGCUGUGUCCUCAACUCGCUGCGUUUCGCGUAACUAAACAAUGAAUGUAGUAGGUUAAUAUCUUACCUUUUGGCGUAGUCAGUGUGGUAGAAAAAUUUCACAGCAACAACUGCAUCAGCACUGGAUACCUGAGAUAAUUUUAUGUUAUAACCUCAGCAAUGAAUGAGCUUUCUACUGCAUUUUAAGUGCGUGUGCACUUCAAGUUCAAAUAGAUUUGAUUGGCUGUCAAUGGUUUAUCGUUCAUCAUGUGCCAAAAUCGCUAUCGUUAUAGUUGUUGUGUGAACUCUGCUAUUAUCUUUAAUAUAAAACGAUUUUUAAAACUAUAUUUUUAUGUGAACACCCUUUACAGGCACUGUCAUAUUUCUAUCUUCAUCACGGCACCGGAUAAUGAAUCUAUAACAACGUGUUUGUCAUUUAACGUAAGUAAAUUAAAACAGUGGACCAUAUAUGUGAGUUCAUCAUUUGUGCUCUGCAUUGGGGUAUGUGUGAAUAAUCCGAAAAUAAAAACUGCAUGUAAACCGGAGUGAAGAGGUUAGCUCCAGUCAUGUAAACAUCUUACUGCGAUUAAGUCCUUACUCGCAUUAUUGGAAAUAAUCGCAUUAUUGGUGUGCAUGUAAACAUGGUCAAUGAUGUACU